AUGAAAUUGUCAAUUAAAUUUAUAAAUAUUUUAUCAUUUUUUGUUAUUAUUCAAACUAUUUUUGGGCAAUCAGUAUUUGAUGAUCUUAUAGAUGGUGCAUUAAGAUUAGUUAAACCUAUUAUUGAAACAGCCAAACCAAUUGUUGAAGAUAUUGGUAGAAGUACACAAAAAGAUAAUGCAGAAAGUCCUUUAAGAGAUGAAAAUAUUCUUGGUAUUCAUCCAUUAGCAAAUAAAAAUUAUGUUCCUAUUUGUAAAGGAAAUUCUAGAAUAUGUGAAUUUAUAUCAUGUUCAGCACAUAAUUUUAAAUAUGAUUCAAAUUUUGCUAAUCUUAAUUUAGUUGCUCAACUUAUGGGUGAUAAAAAAAUGCGUAAAGCAUUAAGUAGUAAUCCACAAACUGUUACAGAAGUUUGUCAAGAACAAGGUUUAUCAGAAACUGAAUGUAAAUUAUUUGCUAGAGGAUUUACAUUAAUGGAUAAUUUUAUUACUAAUUUAGAAGGAAAUGAAGAUUCAAUUAAUAAUAGUACUAUGCAUGAUGAGAUUAAUAAAAAUGAUAAUCACAUCAUUUCUCAUAAUCCUUCAUUUGAUGUUCCAAUACGUCCAAAUAAAGAUAAAGAUGAGUAUGAUAUAGAUAUUGAUGAAAAGGGUAAUUUAAAUGAUGAUUAUACUUAUUAUCAAAGUUCACUACCACGAACAGGAUCAAGAAAUUGGUCUUCAAAACAAAAAAAUGUUCCACUACCACGUCCAACAACACUACCAAUAAAACCAAUAUCAACAACACAUUUAAAAAUAAAAUCUAUAUCAUUUGGUGAAUCGAUAAAUGAUAAAAUUACCGUUCCAAGGGCACAAUUACCAAAAUCUAAACAAGGUUUAAUUCCAAUUAUUCCUGUAAAUCGACCUCAUAUCUCAAGAAGAGAUGCAACAAAAAAAGUACCAAUCAAAAAAAAUACUCCAGCAAAUAAUAGAGGAAAAAAACGUUUAGGAAAAAAUGAACAAAUUCGUUUUCAACCAAAAAAAUCUAAUCAAAUUCAGCUAAAAAAUAAAAAUAAUAAUCAGAAACGUGUUCCAAAAUCUAUUGAUGAAAAAAUAUUAAUUAGUAACUUUAUAAAUGAAUUAAAUUUAAAAAUUAAUCGAAAAAUUGUUAAAAGAUCCUCUGACUAUUAUGAUGAUGUAUCACCUUCAACUAAACCAGAAAAUAAAUCUGAAAAUAAAGAUAUCAAUUUAUAUGAUGAUAAUGGAUUUGAUGAGCAUAAAAAAACCUUAGGAAACAAUGAAAAUAAAAAUAAUAUUUUAAAAAAAAAUUGCUUGCAAUUUUUAGGAUAG
Molecule: messenger RNA, 1320 nt
Organism: Strongyloides ratti
Lineage: Eukaryota; Metazoa; Nematoda; Chromadorea; Rhabditida; Strongyloididae
Exons: 1
Coding region: 1-1320 (439 amino acids)
Source: RefSeq, a predicted model, not a curated record